This is a messenger RNA of Suillus fuscotomentosus, 1008 nucleotides long. RefSeq names its product Alpha/Beta hydrolase protein. The coding region runs from base 1 to 1008 and encodes 335 amino acids. The transcript has 7 exons. The record is from RefSeq and is a predicted model, not a curated record. Lineage: Eukaryota; Fungi; Basidiomycota; Agaricomycetes; Boletales; Suillaceae.
AUGUCAGUAGCGCACGACCAGGUUUUGGGCCCCGAAUAUCAGACAAUUUUCGACCCAGACACAUGCACUCGCAGAGGUCUUUGUCCUGUAACACAAAUACGCAGCCAGGAAGGUCCGCUUGAGAGUCACUCUUUGUACUAUGAGCAGCACGGCACCGGACCCGAGAAGAUCGUCUUUAUCAUGGGUGUUAAUAGCACAUCCUUCGGAUGGUUAUAUCAGGUCGAGCACUUCAGCAAACUUCCCCAGUACUCGGUACUAGUGUUCGACAAUCGUGGUGUGGGUAUGAGCGGAACUCCAAGAGGUCCAUACACAACAAGUGGCAUGGCCGAGGACGUCAUAGUAUUGCUCGACUAUCUGAGAUGGACCGAGGAACGUAGCAUUCAUGUUGUAGGCCUCUCGAUGGGCGGAAUGAUAGCACAAGAGCUCGCGGAUCGUAUACCCGACAGAAUAACUUCCCUGAGCUUGAUUGUUACCACAGCAGGUGGUCAAUUCUGGCUGAAUGUGCCACCUUUGAAAGGUUCUACGGCGAUGACAAGGCUAUUAAUGACGGGGGAUCCUGACGUGAAGGUUCCCAUCGUAAUGGAUAUGCUGUACCCUCAGCCGUGGCUAGAGAAGAAGGCUGAAGGUGACCCAGAAGGACGGACUAACUUAGAAGUUCAAUCUGCUUUUUACCAUCGGCGUCUGAAGAUCACCCGACCCCAAACACCUUUGGGUGCUUUGUCGCAGAUGUAUGCGGGGCUCACCCACCAUGUCUCGCCUGCACGGUUGCGCAAGAUAUCCUCAUCGAUACCUAAAGUUCUCAUCCUGACAGGCGACCAGGAUCACGUAAUACGUAGUUCUAACAGUCGCCAUCUACAUCGUCAUAUGCCUGAGGCCGAGUUUCAUUGGUGGGAAGAGACGGGACAUGGAAUCUCGGCGCAGUGGACGACAAGACUCAAUGAGCUCCUGGAGAAGACAUUUGAAGAAGGGAGGCUGUCAAUUGCAGUCGCUGCUGUAGACAUGAAUUGA